This is a messenger RNA of Rotaria sp. Silwood2, 576 nucleotides long. The record is from the annotation of a GenBank genome assembly. Lineage: Eukaryota; Metazoa; Rotifera; Eurotatoria; Philodinida; Philodinidae.
AUGCCGAAAUGGUGCAAAAAUAAUAAAUCUAAAACUAUUCCAAUUAGUACUUCAACUGAUAGGAUAGUUUCAUCUAAUGAAUAUAAGAAAAAGAAAAAACAUCAUUCAUUAAUUUCAUUCAUUUUUAAUAAACAACAAAUAUCUGAUACAAAUUCGAAUAGAAAAAUAAUCAAAGAUAAUUCAAUAUAUCAAAUUAAUCGAACUAAUUCAUCUAUUGAUAAUGAUCUAAUUCAACAGAAACAAAAUUCAAUAUUAACUCAUGCUCGAGGACAAUCAACAAUAUCUAAUCAAUUACCAACAAUUCCAUCAAAUGAUUAUUAUCAAUCAAUACAAUAUUCAAAUUUAAAAUCACCAAUAGAUCAUAAUAGAAGAAUUACAUUUAAACAUAAUUCAAAUAUUGAUUAUCAUUCAUAUGAAUAUAUACAAUUUUUUGAUAAGAUAAUUAAUGAAAAUAAUACAUGUUUCGGUUUUUCUAUAUCUCAUAUAACAUCAAAAUAUGGUUUAUAUAUAAUUAUAUUAAUAUUUCUUGGCAUUUGUCUUCUUAUAUCAUUAAUGGUUAUUUUUAAAAAAUUAUAA